Molecule: messenger RNA, 5873 nt
Organism: Ostrea edulis (European flat oyster)
Lineage: Eukaryota; Metazoa; Mollusca; Bivalvia; Ostreida; Ostreidae
Product: myb/SANT-like DNA-binding domain-containing protein 4
Exons: 6
Coding region: 4620-5333 (237 amino acids)
Biological process (GO): double-strand break repair
Cellular component (GO): nucleus
Molecular function (GO): ATP hydrolysis activity
Source: RefSeq, a predicted model, not a curated record
ACGAAUGUUUUCUUAUCGUUAUUGUUUCAAGUGUAUCUACAAUCAAGCAGAAUUUCACAAGGACUAGGACUCGUAGCGCCACUACAUCAUGCAGGAACGACAACACAUUUCUAUAAACCCUUAGCAACAAAAAUAACAAAUAUAUGACGUAAUAGAUAAACAAGGAUCAUGCGAGGAAGGAAGAUAAGUCGGGGAAAACAGACUCGCUGUGGAAUACCACGAAGCACACAUAAGAGUGGAGUGUUAACAAAAGAAACGUUUACAAGGCUUGUUUUUAAUCUACAGUGAGAAAGAGAGAGAGAGACUAUCCUACUUCGAAGUGCAAUAUCAUUUCACAGAAGGAAAGAAAAUUGAUCACUGAUAUAAGGAUGCUGCGUUCAAUAAUCUUCAAAAAUUGGGUUCACUACCAUGAAUUCCAACGUUUAGAAUUCAGUGAGGGACUAAAUUUGAUUAUUGGAGGCAAUAACAGUGGGAAAUCCGUAAUUUUUGAAAUCAUAAGGCGUUGUAUGUCUACCAAUUUGAGUGCAACUAUCACUUCCUCAUACGGAGAAAGCAACAGGUCAUUUGCAAUAUGUAAAUUUUCGAAAGUGCCUGGAUUGGGAGUGCUAUUCUCUGGAAUAUGUAGAUAUUUGGAAGAAGAAACUAGGCAAUUUAGCUAUGUAAAAUUCAUCAUAUACAAAUUAACAGAUGAGAUAUACAGUUGUUGCGCCAAUAAAUACACUUGCAAAGAAAAUGUUUUAAUGGAGGACACGGUUUUGGCAUCAGAAAAGCUGGAUAUUACUAAUGAAACAAAAUGGAAAUGCAUCUAUAACUUUUUAAAAAAUGAGGAACUCCCGCAAGAUGUGAAUACUUUUGAAGAAGAGAUUGUUAACUUAUGCAAGGGUUGUGACUUUCAAAUAAAAGAAGAAAACGAGUGCCAAAACAAACUGAAAGAGUUAGAUAACAGAUUUGUAGCAACUUUUCCGAUGCGAUCUAUUGGUCCUGCGCAGUGGACUAAAAGCAGUAGAGUAAAUGCAAAGCUACGAGUGGAAAACGAAGAAUUGACUAAUGAGAGAGCAGAGAUAAUCCAUUCUCUUUUUGUGAAUGAAAUGAGUGGUUUUGAUAGGAAACUGUCUGAUGAAAACCUCAGGAAACUUACUCACCCAAAACAGUACAGACUUAGUCGAGAAGAAAUUGGAGAUAAAACUCACGUCAGAAUAAAUGAUCAGAGCCUCUUGAGAACCCCAGAGGGUAUUGUAGAAGCGGUGCAAUUUGCUCUUAUUUCCUCUUGUAAAGAUUUCAAUACCAUAUGUUUAGAAGAACCAGACAGAGGAAUGCAUACACAAAUGGUAGAACGUCUCUGUGAUAUCAUUUCCGGAUCAAAGGAUAAAGUAUUUCUGAUAAUUUCCCACAAUACUUCAUUCGUUAACCGUUGGACGAUACCUUUUACAUUUGUCUGUGUUCCAGAGAGAAGCAACCAACAAAAACCCAUACAUCGUGUGAUAUCCCUGAAAUUGUUAGACGAACCUAUGAAAGCUAAUGUCCAAACACUUGCUGAUACUGAUGAUCUGAGAAAAAUCCUUUUCUCCUCCAAUAUCCUCUGCGUGGAGGGAAAGGUAGACAAGAUUUUGAUUUAUGCUCUUUUUGACUAUCUUAUAGACCGUGUUAAUCACAAUGAUUUCAUCCAAAUUGGUGAAAUAGAAAUAAGUCGCAAUGAAAUACAUUAUAUUUCAAGUCAUCAGAUUGUUGCAUUGGGUUCUCACACGAUGGAAGGACCAGUAAGGAGGUGUUGUGAGAUAUUAGAGGUCAAGUGCACGAGUCUAUUAGAUUUAGAUGCAUUUGUGAAAAGCACAGACAAAAAGAAAGAGAGCCUGGUACGAGUCCAAUUUGAAGAAUACGAACGUGCAAGUUCUUUUGAAGAUUUAAAAAUAUUUUGCGAAACUCAAGAUGGAUUUAAGAAAUUAGCUAAAUUGAAAGAAGAAAAGAGAAUUUUUUUCUGGAAGGUGGGGCGUUUGGAAGAAGUAAUACUAAAAUGUUUGUCCAACGAACAAAUCAAGAAACAUUUUAAAUCUGAAACUGAUUUAAGGCAUCUCUCGGAAUGGGAUUCUGCGGAUAAAAACAUGAAAAAGAGCCUUAAAAAAUGCCUUCUUGGUUUGCCUAGACAUGGAUUCAAAGCUCUAAUACAGGAUUUGGUUGAGUUCCCCGAAAUUGUAAGGUUCAUCAAUUUAAUGAAACGAAUGUACAGCGUAGACUCAAUUGAAGCCAAUGUCGAAUUCUGAAUUGACGACUAAAAAUCCCAAAGACUGUUUAUCAUGAAUGUAUAUAACAUCAACGAGGCUGCAUUGUGUUGUUAGUGAUUUAGUAGUAGGUAGUGCAUUUGGAAAAAAAGAUGAAUAUUUUCUAUACACGAUCGAUAAAUUUGAUAGCUAAGUACAUUUUAAGAGUAAACUAGGAGAUGUGAUCGAUCGAUCGAUCGUGAUGACUAAGUAUAGACCCGGAAAUAUGAUCGUUCGAACCACAACAGAGACACAGUGUAAGAAAACGAAUGAUUGAUUGAUUGAUUGAUGUUUUCCGCUACACUCAACAAUUUUUCCGUUAUCUGGUGGCGCCCAGUUUUUAUUGGUGGGGUGGAAAAGAGAACCCAGAUACAAUGUACCUGGGAAGAGACCACCGACCUUCCGAAAGUAAACUGGGAAACUUUCUCACUUACCGGCGCGAGCGGGAUUCGAACCCGCGCCGACCAAAGGUGAGAGGCCGUGUGAUUUUGAGCGCGAUGCUCUAACCACUCGGCCACGGAGGCCCGUAUUCCAAAAAACACGGAGCCGUAUGAAGUUCAGGGCAGUAUUCACUGUCAUGAUCGUGUGCAGGAUUGGACAAAACAAGAUGGCAGACGGCAUUUCCAAACAAAGGUAGGCUCUUAAAACUCUUCAUUUUACCGACUUAUUAGACGACGAAUUUAUGAAUUUAAAACACUGCCUGGCCAGGGAGGCAUCAUUAAGUUGAUUGGUUGUUGGAAUUUUUACUCAUGUACACGUACAACUCUAAAUUCAUUGAUCGAAGUUGACGAUGUUGCCUCGAUAGAAUCCGAAGCGGGCGAAGAUGUUUCUAAUCAUGUUUUCAUGCAUUUUAAGAAAGAUACUUUCGGUAAAAUAGACUCUGCACAUAUCUUUUGAUGAAAACUUCAACCAGUGUAUGCGAUUUGUCCCUUAAAUUGCCUUGGUUAGAUAGAUAUCUUGACUUGAACAUUUGCUAAUGUGCAGGAUUGGACUGUGGUCGUUUCCACGAUAAACGUGCCGGAUUGGACCUCGAUUUGGGUUCAGGAUUGGACCCUUUCUUAAAUACAUGCAUUUUUUCUCUCCCUUGCAUGAAAACAUCUUCGCCCGCUUCGGAUUCUAUCGAGGCAACAUCGUCAACUUCGAUCAAUGAAUUUAGAGUUGUACGUGUACAUGAGUAAAAAUUCCAACAACCAAUCAACUUAAUGAUGCCUCCCUGGCCAGGCAGUGUUUUAAAUUCAUAAAUUCGUCGUCUAAUAAGUCGGUAAAAUGAAGAGUUUUAAGAGCCUCCCUUUGUUUGGAAAUGCCGUCUGCCAUCUUGUUUUGUCCAAUCCUGCACACGAUCAUGACAGUGGUAUUUCUGUUGGUGAUUUAGCCGGAUUUGAAAUGAAAUAUUUAGGGUUUGUUUUGUGAACCAGACGUUGACCCUACAUUAGACGCAGGAUUGUUAGUGGCAGCUGAAUCGGCGACCAAAAAAGCUAUUGAUGCCUUCCAGGUUUUAAUGUCGAAAGGACGAACAUUUCAAUAUCAAGAAAAAAUGUUCAGGUUGGAAUAGGAAACACACUAUUUAUUUAUCUUUGCCUAAUGUUAACAACAAAUUAACAACUCCACUUUGUGGCAAACGGGAUGACUGGAUACUUACUCCUCCUAUGUAUCUGAUCCCACCUUAAGUGGGUCUGGGGAUCAGUGUUCGUUCGUUGCGGUGGUUCAGUGGUAAAGCGUACGUUUCGUAACCUGGAGGUAGUGAGUUUGAGCCCCGCUCGUGCCGGGUGUAACUAAAACAAGGAACAGAAAACGAAACGGAAGACGGAACGGAACGGAAAAUAUUGUUUGCAAUAAGUAUGCUGAAAUUACAGAGAGAGCGGAAAGUCACCCACAGUAUCCACCGUUUCUUAUAUUUCAUACUAAUGCAUAUGUAUUUUAAAAUUAUUAACUUACCAUGAAAAAUAUUAAUAAAGACAACAAAAUAAUCAUUCUGAAAAAGACUUGAAUUUUCAAAUAUUAUAUCCAAUGAAUAAAAGCCCCCCCCCCCCCCUCCCAACAACAACAACUUUGUAAAAGAUAAAAUAAUUUUUUAUAACAAUUUUCCCCAAACAUAUCCUUGUUCAAUCGAACUUGCUUUUAUUCUUAAUUCAGUUCUACACCUGGGCCGGGAUUCAUAAAAACAUUUAAGUUUUACACUUAAAAGUCUACUUAAGUACUAAAUGAGUACUUAGUUAAGUAAAGCUACUUAAGUAUAAUUCAUAAACUCACUAAGUGCUAUACUUAACUAAGUAAGACACGCGACACUUAAAUAUAUCUUAAGUGCUGAAAGGGGGGGGGGGGGCGUGUUUAAAAAUAGAUUUCGGUACAGACGAUAGAAGCAAAAUGGCGGAUCAAAUAACAGACGAAAAGAGAGGAAAGAAGAGAAAGGCAAACUGGAAGCAGGACGAAUGUCUGAUGCUGGUGACUAUGGUAAAUGAGAAGAAGAACAUCCUGAGGUCAAAGUUAGGUCCCAGCUUAACUUCAAGAAUGAAGAAGGAAGCUUGGGAAGAGUUGACAGAGCAACUGAAUGCCUCCGCCGUUAAUACACAGAGGACAGUGGAGGAAGUGGAAAAGAAGUGGCAGAAUCUUUUGUCAACCUCCAAAGCAGAGAUUUCCAGCUAUAGGAAAACAACAAAUGGAACAGGCGGAGGACCUCCACCCAAACCCCUGAGUGCCAUAGCCGAGACAGUGCAGAUGGUGAUUGGGGAAGAAAAUGCCAUCAUUGAUGGAGUACAGGGAGGGAUUGACUCUUCCUUGCUUCAAUUGCUGACCAAUGAUGGGAACAUUUGUAAUGUUCAGAUUGUUCAGAGUGAACCUGAGUUCAGCACGACAUCGCCUUCUAUCAUACCCCUCUCACCAAGAUUGCCAUUGCCAGCUCCUCUACAUGUUCCUUCAACCUCUUCCUCUGUGCCAGCAGGAAAUACAUGUACAAGAUGCGCCCAAGCCCAGACAGACAACCGCGACAGACAAAGUGAAAUAGAGGAAAUGACAAUUCGGAAACUUCAUCUCGAAAUUGAAUAUUAUGAGAUGAAAUUGAAAAAAUUGAAGGAGGAAUAGGUGAUGAUGAUCUGUAUUAAAUUUUCGAUUAAUGAUAAAUAACAAAUAGGUAUUUCUUGUGACAAGAACUGUUUACUUGUACAAAAGAUUUGAUCUUCUGACAUUGACAUUGGAGUUUGACCUACUUUUAAAAAAAAAAAUUAACCUUGAAGUGGUGCAUUGCUUUAAUGACAAACAUCCAAAAGCGGUGGAUCAUAAUUCUUGAUUUUUACUUGUUUAUCUUUAAUUCAAUCUUGUCUGAAUAUGAAUUACACAUGAAAUACAUAAAUCUCAUUAUAUGCAUUAAAUGCAUAUGUAUAUAAUUCACAUAAUUGCAGAUCUUGUUUAAAACUGCAUUUGAUAUUUUUGUUCAUAUUUUUGUUUCAUAGUUUGGGACUCUGCCAAUAGGCAAAUGUCCUAUAGUAAUGACUGUUUGCCUGUGAAUCCUGGUGACUUUGAAAUAUUUUGUAAAUAUUCACUGUUUUUUAUACUGUAUUUUAGUACAUGUUCAAAUUAAGAAGUUGUUUUUGGUUUUAAGAAAAAAAAGUACUUAAACACAAA